Octopus sinensis (East Asian common octopus) is the source of this 883-nucleotide messenger RNA. Its product is annotated as lachesin-like. The record is from RefSeq and is a predicted model, not a curated record. Gene Ontology annotation, cellular component: neuron projection. Lineage: Eukaryota; Metazoa; Mollusca; Cephalopoda; Octopoda; Octopodidae. The coding region runs from base 38 to 883 and encodes 281 amino acids. The transcript is spliced from 4 exons.
GGUUAUAUGGACAAAUCAAAGACAUACACUGUUGACGAUGAGAGAUCGUCGAAUUACUGAUGAUGUCCGUAUAAUGGUGGUUCGUGAUCAUCCUGGUGAGUGGAACUUACAUAUAAGGGAUGUGGAACCAUCUGAUCAAGGUCAAUUCAACUGUCAAAUUAAUACAGUUCCUGUAAAAAUAAACAAGGUGAAUCUAUUUGUAUUAGUCCAGCCAACACUUAACGCAGAUUUGUCAAGUAGAGAUAAAACUGCAAAAGAGGGGGAUACAAUAAGCCUUGUCUGCAAUGUAAGUGGAACACCGCAUCCUAAUGUGACCUGGUAUCGCAGGUCUAUAAGCGACCAAAAGCAAAAUGAAAGAAUAGGCAUGACUGGAGAGGGCCUGAAUACAUGUCUUCUAUGUUGUGUUCCAGGGAUAGGCAUGACUGGAGAAGUUUUGAUGAUCCGCAACAUUUCCCGUUACUGUAAUGGCCUCUAUGAGUGUGUUGCAGACAACGGGGUAGCUAACGCAGUCAGCCAUGUAAUCAAAGUUACGGUUUUCUUUGCACCAGAGAUUUAUUUACCUACCAAAAGAAUUGGACAAGCAUUAGCAAAAGAGACAAUAUUAGAAUGCAAAAUAACUGCUAUGCCACAAGGUGUUACAAUGUGGAGAAAGAAUGGUACAGAAUUGCAAACGGGAUGGAAGUAUAGAAUAGAUGCUUAUGGUGAUGAUGAAUAUACCAUCACACUAAGCUUGCGUAUAAGACAGAUAGCAAAAGAUGAUUAUGGAGUUUAUACAUGUCAGGCUUCCAAUCGACUUGGACGCGAUGAAAAAAGUAUGGUAUUAUAUGGUAAGUGCAUAUUCAACCAUCAAUUGUUUCCCAGACGAGAACAAAUCUUUGUUUAA